UAUCCCUCUACCGAACCCAUCGUAACAUUCAUCGCUUGUCUCAGAUAUGAAGCUCGACGCUACAGAUCUGCGGUACAUCCUCCCAGAGGAAUUCCGCAUCCUCAAAGCCGUAGAGCAGGGUUCGCGCGCCCACCAUGUCGUACCCGCUUCAGUCAUUGCCCAGCUCUCGGGCUUGCAGCAUUCCGGACUGAACAAGGUCAUGGGCAGUCUGGCAAAGAGGAAUCUCAUUGCCAGGGAGCAGCACAUCAAGUACGACGGAUACCGACUGACGUAUGGAGGAUACGACUUCCUAGCUGUAAGAGCGUUGAAAGAGAAGGAGCAUGUAGAAGCUGUUGGACACAGGGUUGGUGUGGGUAAAGAAAGUGACAUCUAUCUCGUAUCCGCUGGAGCUCCUGACUAUGAGAAUCGCAUCCUGAAGAUUCACCGCCUGGGUAGGAUAUCUUUCCGAGCGGUGAAGGAGAAGCGAGACUACACCAACAAAAAUGCCAAUCGCCAGAACUUCAGCUGGAUGUUCCUCAGCCGAUUGGCCGCUGCAAAGGAGUACCAAUUCAUGCAGGCGCUCCAUGAGCAUGGAUUCCCGGUUCCUAUACCCUAUGGUCAGUCCCGCCACUCGGUGGUGAUGUCUCUGAUCGGCGCAUACCCUCUACGCCAAAUAGCGGAGAUCCCGAAGGAUCAGAUCCCUCUACUAUACUCGGCUCUCAUGAGCCUGAUCGUACGCCUGGGCAAAGCAGGUCUCAUCCACGGAGAUUUCAACGAAUUCAAUCUCCUCAUCAGGGAGAAGCGGACGCCAGAAGAGGAUGAGCAUGAGCAACCUCAUGAUCCGUUCAAGCAGUAUCCUUCCAACGGGCCUUUUGGGCAAAAGGUUGGGACUGAGCCGCCGCCACAGCUAGCAGAGGGCGAGAAGUGGGAAGAGGGCAAAGGCUUUGCAAGGGUCGUUGCUACAGCCGCGACAAGCGCAAAUGGUGGACCCUCAAAUGGUUCUGACGACGAGGACGAGGAACCUCAAGAGUCCGAAGAUGAAGAUGCAGUGAAUCAAGACGAGUCGCCCAUCCACCUUUCCGAUGGCGCAACGGUCGAGCCAAUCCUCAUCGACUUCCCACAGAUGAUCUCUGUGCUGCAUCCCAACGCAGACUACUACUUCAAUCGAGAUGUCCAAUGCGUUCGUCGAUUCUUCAGACGGCGCUUCAGGUUCAUCAGUGAGGAAUUCCCCAAGUUCAGGGAUGUGCGGCCGGGAGAUGUCAAGGAGGUACCUCCGUCUUCCGACAAGAUGGCUGGCGAAGAAGCAAGCUUGGAUGAUGAUAAUGCCGACCUUGGUGUCUACCUCGAUCUGGAUGUCCUCACCAAGGCGAGCGGGUAUUUGACCGAGGUCAAAAAGCGGGGGGAGUACGAAGAGCUGGAUCAAUACAUGGCGCGAAUGCGGAUGGAUGGCAGCGGAGAUGAGGGCUUGAGCGAAGACGACGAAGAGGAAGAAGAGAGCGAAGAAGACGAGGAGGCAGAGGAAGACGAUCUCGAAGGCCAAGGAGCCAACGGCGAGUCCAAAGCCCUCGAUCUGAUGCCUCCGUCGGAGGUGGAUCCCCCUCUUGGCCCACGGUGCAAGCGCAAGCCGGCUGCUACGAAGGUGGUCGACGAAGAGGAGAUCGGCUCUCAUGCCAAGCUGAUCGCACAACGGAUUGCCAAUGAGCGCUCGACUCGGAAGAAGCAGGAGCUGAAGCACCACAGCAAGGGCAAGACAGGCCGGACGCACCCCGGUGGCAAGGGCAGGAGCGAGAGCGUCAAGGAUGCGUCAGUCUUUUAA
Messenger RNA from Microstroma glucosiphilum, 1795 nucleotides. RefSeq lists its product as hypothetical. The coding region runs from base 47 to 1795 and encodes 582 amino acids. NCBI's taxonomy places the organism in Eukaryota, Fungi, Basidiomycota, Exobasidiomycetes, Microstromatales, Microstromataceae. Gene Ontology annotation, molecular function: protein serine/threonine kinase activity; ATP binding. Gene Ontology annotation, biological process: maturation of SSU-rRNA; protein phosphorylation. The transcript has 4 exons. The record is from RefSeq and is a predicted model, not a curated record. Gene Ontology annotation, cellular component: nucleus; cytosol; preribosome, small subunit precursor.